This is a messenger RNA of Poecilia latipinna (sailfin molly), 3299 nucleotides long. Its product is annotated as basic helix-loop-helix transcription factor scleraxis. The transcript is spliced from 2 exons. NCBI's taxonomy places the organism in Eukaryota, Metazoa, Chordata, Actinopteri, Cyprinodontiformes, Poeciliidae. The coding region runs from base 680 to 1228 and encodes 182 amino acids. Gene Ontology annotation, biological process: regulation of transcription by RNA polymerase II; developmental process. The record is from RefSeq and is a predicted model, not a curated record. Gene Ontology annotation, molecular function: DNA-binding transcription factor activity, RNA polymerase II-specific; protein dimerization activity; RNA polymerase II transcription regulatory region sequence-specific DNA binding.
UUGCAAGAAAAAAAAAGUGAAAUUAGUUUUUGUUUCAAAAAUUGCAAAUAUCUGACUUCUGAAACUCGAACAUUUUUAUGUUUUUUUUCGCAAAAAUUCUAAGUGUCAAAAGACGAAAAUUUUCAAAAGUGGAAAAAUUUUCUCCCUAAAUUCAUAAAUUUUCAUGUUUUUUUUCUACAAAAUUCCAGAUUUUUUUCUUGCAAAUUUUAAACUUUUCAAGCUCGGACAUUACACAAAAAUACUCUAAACAUUUCUGAGAUUAAUCUAAACAUUUCUGUGCUUUUUUGGCAGAAAUGUGCUCCUCCAUUUUCAUUUCUUCUGUCUAAAAUGUCCCUGAUAGGCCGUCGUACUGUCCUGACAUCAUGAAAUCCCAGUAGUUUGCAGGUUUCUAGUUGUGGGAAAAGUUGAACCAGCAUGAAAACUGUUGAGUCUAAUUUAGACUCCAUCCUCCAGACCACAACAGGUGCCUCCCCUCCUCCUCCACCUGUCUCCCCCUUUCCGCGGCGCGCUGGCCGUGACCCAGAAAGCAGCCGUCAUUCUGCAGAAAUGGCAUGCAGUCCGCUCGGUUCGGUCACCGGAUCGGCGGCAGCUGCUGAGCCCCGUCCCCCCCCCGGGGCUAUUUUCACCCACCGGAUAAAGUGCCGCAGCUCGGCGGGAUUCGGCGCAGAGCAGCGGCAGGAUGAAGUCCCUCACAGACGGCUGCGCCUCCGAGUUAGACACCGACACGGACAGCUCCGAUGGGAAGUCCACGGGCGGCUGCAGCCCACCCCGGGAGUCCGGGGAGAGACUGGAGGCGGAGGGCGGCUGCCCCGUUACGGCGAGGCGGCGACGGCGGCGCAGGAGCGGCGUGGGCGGCGGCAGAGACGCGCGGCUGUCCGGCGUCAGCAAACAGCGGCAGGCGGCAAACGCGCGGGAGCGGGACAGGACGCACAGCGUGAACACGGCCUUCACCGCGCUGCGGACGCUCAUCCCCACCGAGCCCGCGGACCGGAAGCUGUCCAAGAUAGAGACGCUGCGCCUGGCCUCCAGCUACAUCUCCCACCUGGCCAACGUGCUGCUGCUGGGGGAGGACUGCCGGGACGGGCAGCCCUGCCUCCGGUACCAAGACAUGAUCCUGCACGGCCCCGCGGUGCUCAGCGGCCCCUCCCUGCGGCCCAUCUGCACCUUCUGCCUCAGCAACCAAAGGAAACAGCUCAGAGAUGGAGGGAAACACUCCUCUUCUGUGUGAAACGAAGCGGCUCUGGACAGACCCGGAGUCCAUCUGAUGUUUACAGUCUAAACUUUGUAAAUACAUAUUUAUUUUUUUAACAUACUACAGGACAAUAAUGACUUUUUGAGCGCUUUCUGUCCAGCUUCGGUGAGUUUCUGAACCUCAGUGUUUUGACUGAGACGUAACCUGAGUCUGUGUGCGCAGCUGCACCUGACGUGGGGCUAUUUUGGUCCCCACCAAUAGUACAAACUACCCCCUGACCCACCACCACCGAGUGUACCUCCUAAAAACAAGCUGGUCACCUUCAGUGCAGUAGUUGCUGUCAGUUUACUGGUGGCUGCCUUCAGCAGUAAGAAGGCUGUCCAUUACUACUGCCUCUAGUGGUGGACAUCAGUAACUGCAACACUUGCAGAACCAGACAGUGCAACUGGUUUAGCUUUAUUCCCCAACAACCAUUAGCUGAAGUUCUCAACAUACUAGAUAAAGAAUUGGAUACAUUGAUAUUCUACCAAUCCACCAGCUACAAAACCACCAAUUACAGGAGAAAAUCAAUUGGUUACCUAAAGAAACGGGUUGGUUGGCCUGUUAUGCCUUGCAGGAAGAAGGUUCUGUGUCUUCCUCGUGCCUGAGUGAGUUUUCUUCAUGUUCACUGAACAAAAACAUGGCUGUUAACUUAAAUUGUUUCUCUAAACCAGAAAAGUGUCCAACUAUAGUUCUCAACAGCUACUAUCCAGCUUCUCCAAGACACCUAAUUUCAGUGAUUGGUGCGUUACUAUUUGGUAUCUAGUUUGCAUUACCGCCACCUACUGGUGUGGAGUGUCGUUACCAGGCCUUCUUUUUCUUGUGGCGUUUAUUUGCCGAUUAUAACUUAAUGGCGCAUUACUGCCACCAACAGGUAAGGGGUGUGGAUCAGGAUUCUAACAUUUACACUAAAUAAUUUAAAAAUAUUAAUUAAAUUCUUCCAACUAAGCCUGUACACAAAAGAGACUGCAAUAUAACUUUCCUUAUAUUUCUAAAAAUGUAGCAUAAUGUAUUCAACUGCCUCUUCCUAUUCUAAAGAGUGCUACUCAAUUCACUGUGUCCAAAAAAGUUGAUUUUAUUGCAGAUGGAAAUAUGAACCUUCAAUCUCAAACCGUAUUCUGCCUACUGAAAAUAAUUCGACUGGGAAGCAUGGAUUAAAAGAUUACAUUGUGCUAACAAAAUGAAUGUGUUAAUGUGAAAGCAAUGAAAGUGAAAAGGUUAAAAAGAGGAGUCUAUUCUUAACCAAAACUUCAAUGUAGCUAGCUAGUUAGCUACACUGAAGCUACUUUUCAAUGUGAUUAGACGAUAGCCAACGCUGAAACUAACAAAUUUUUGAUGUGGCUAGCUAGAAGCUAGCUAGUUUUCAAUAUAUCAAACUGGUUGCACUAAAGCUGACUAGCCUACUAGAUUCAGUGGUAGAUUAAUUGUACAUUUGAUUUAUAUGUAAAAGUCAGAUUUUCUGGCUGUAAAUUGGAAAGAUCAACUAAAAUAUUUUCCAAAGUUGGACAUCUGUGAGACAGCACAUGUUCAAUAUCCAACAUGGCUCCCUCUAGCUAGCAAACAUCUUUUAUUUAAGAAAGGCAGGUUUAUAAUUUUGUUUCUGACAUACCAGAAACUCAGAUGUUUAUAAAUGUGACAUUUUUAUUGUGGGGAUUUUCUUAACCUGUCAAAUAUUUUUAUGAUUAGUCGUAACUUGAUUUCACUGCACACUGUUCAGACAUAUUAACCUAAAGUGUUGAAAAGUUUACUACUGCAAUGCUGCACAGUCACUUUAACAGCACAAGAUGUGCAUCAGACUGCCUUUUGCACUUUUAUGGAAUUUAAAAAUGUGAUAUUAAACUCAUGUGGAUCCCUUUGAUAUUUAUAAUACAGCACUAAACUAUUACUGGGAAAUUUUGCCCUCUACCUCAGAUCUGUGUUUUAAAUACGAAGGCCUACCUCUGAUCGAAGUUAAUAACAGGACUGUAACAAAUACUUGAAUGUCAGACUCGUCUGUCCUUUGCACAUUGAAUGAAACUUCUUGAAGAAAAAUGUAUUUUUGUACGAAAAAAAUAAACUUUAUCAACCA